Messenger RNA from Malassezia pachydermatis, 1194 nucleotides. RefSeq names its product ribose-phosphate pyrophosphokinase. Gene Ontology annotation, cellular component: ribose phosphate diphosphokinase complex; cytoplasm. Lineage: Eukaryota; Fungi; Basidiomycota; Malasseziomycetes; Malasseziales; Malasseziaceae. The record is from RefSeq and is a predicted model, not a curated record. Gene Ontology annotation, molecular function: ribose phosphate diphosphokinase activity; magnesium ion binding. The coding region runs from base 1 to 1194 and encodes 397 amino acids. Gene Ontology annotation, biological process: ribonucleoside monophosphate biosynthetic process; 5-phosphoribose 1-diphosphate biosynthetic process; purine nucleotide biosynthetic process. The transcript is spliced from 2 exons.
AUGGGCAUGAACUCGAUCAAGAUUCUCACGGGCAACAGCCACCCGGAACUGGGAGCACUCGUAUCGGCCAGGCUCGGCGUGCCUCUUACGGAAUGUGUCUGCCGCAAAUUUGCAGACCAGUCGAUUGACGUCCGUAUUGGCUCGUCCGUGCGUGACCAGGACGUAUUUGUGAUCCAGUCGGGUCACUCGCCGUACAUUGACCCGAACGACUCGCUGAUGGAACUGCUGAUUAUCCUCUCGGCAUGCAAAACGGCGUCAGCACGCCGUAUCACAGCGGUGAUUCCUUCGUUCCCGUACUCGCGCCAGAACAAGAAAGACAAGAGCCGCGUCCCUAUUACAGCGAAGAUGAUUGCGAAUAUAAUCACAGUGGCGGGUGCUGAGCACGUUAUCACGGUCGACUUGCACGCCAGCCAAAUCCAGGGCUUCUUCGAUAUUCCAGUCGACAACCUUACGUGCGAGCCAAGCAUUGCGCGUUGGAUCCGCCACAAGGUCGACGACUGGCGCGAUGCUAUUAUCGUAUCGCCUGAUGCGGGUGGCGCAAAGCGUGCUACGUCCCUUGCUGAUGCUCUGGGCAUUGAUUUUGCGCUGAUCAACCGCAGCCGCCAUCUCCAACGUGGUCGCCAACGCGCGAACACCGGAGAGUCGCAAGACAUGGCGUCCAGUUUGGCACACUCUCAGUUCAGCGAGGUUGCGAAUGGUGUGCACUCGCUCAGUGAGAGUGGUGAGUGGUUUAUCACCGAGGAAGGCGGUCGUCGUCUGCGCGCCGGUGGUAUCCGCAAGGGCCCGAAGGUGAGCGAAGACACGAACGUAUCGGAAGAUGAGAACGAUUCGACGAUGGAGCUCCUAGUCGGAAAUGUGGCCGGCAAGACUGCCAUUCUCGUUGACGACAUGAUUGAUACAAAGAGAACGCUGGCUCUUGCAUACAAGACGCUGGAGGCGGCAGGCGCGAAGCGUGUAUUUGCUGUGGCUACGCAUGGUGUGCUUUCGGGCCAUGCUAUGAAGCUGCUGAGCCAUCUCUCGAUUGAGAAGCUUGUGGUGACCAACACCAUUGCCAACCAGGAAAAGGCGCGCGAUAGCAAAGGCAAGGUCGAGGUGCUCGACAUGUCGGCUGUGAUUGGUGAAACGAUUCGCCGCUCGCACCAUGGUGAGAGUAUCUCUACCAUGUUCCGCCAGGAUGCGGAAAUGAUGUUUUAA